CUGUUAUCCAUACUCGUACCUUUCUCACCAAUUUUUUUUUUCAACCGAGAAGGUGCGUUAUACCGCACAUGCAAUUUAUUUUGAGAUCCAAUUGAUGGUGAGGAAUUCCAAGCGCAUUGCGCAAGGUAGUCCUGGACGCGGAAGCUAUAUUCAAAUUAGCUUCACUGGUCUCGGGAGUCAUCGCUUCAUCAUUUAAACUCGCAAAAACAUCUGCCGUGUAGUCCCAAUGGCAGCGUUCAAGCAGGUACUAAUAGCUCAGAGCUAGUGUCAAAAACUGAAUUAAGGGAAUCACAGCAAAAGGCCAAACUUCCAAUAACCUUCGUCAACGGACGAGUGCCACUGCCGUCGUUGGUGUCUGUCGUCGUGCAGUAUGUUAUCCACCACUCACUCAUCGGCUCGUCGGGCAUCAAAUCACCAUCUACAAUAUCUUACCCAUGAGUCACUGACCACCGACUCCACUGUUACUUUUCACGCUGUCCUCACUCCACCGCGUCACCUCUCGAAGCUAGAGACAAGCAAGCCUCGUCAGUCGCAAUUCCAUCCGCGCCCCCGUCCGGCCAUUCUCCAUCCACGACAAGCACUUCCAACUCUUCCUCCAAGCUUCGGGCAGAACCAAGUCCUACUAGGGUUCAAUACUUUUGUGCCGAUGAAGGGGGUCUAUGGAGUAACAACCCCUCUACGGAUCAUCAAAGACGAUGCACGCGUACGAUUAACUCAGCAAGUCAACCUCACCUCUGCGCUUCGCACCGCGCUUCUCAUGCUAGCAGAAUCCUUUACCCAACACGAGCUAUUCGAAACUAUAGCAGGAAUGAGUUACUCUGGUGGCCCUCGGAUGGUGCUACCCGCUGAAAAUCGAGGAAAGGUGGAAAAUAUGGUUUCUCGUUAGGAGGACCAGUUUUGGGAGUCGUAUUGGAGGUUUGCGCAGGGCCUUCCUGGGAUCCGAUGGGCGGCGGGUUCUAAGAACAUGGAACAGGACACCAGUCCGCAUGCGAGAGCAGCAUAUCUUAAGAAUUUGCCGGAAGAGCUCCUGAAGUACGUUCAUCAGCGUGCCGAGGGGCGUGGUCCGCCUAGAGAGGCGGAUCACAGCGCUUAUUGGCUCCGUAUCGCAGGCGACAAGGAGCUUCCCUUGAUUCUUAACUCUGAGAUAACUGAGAUCGUGCGGUACCAGCAACUGUCCAGUCACUGAAGGGCAUAGUAAGCGCUGGUGUGGCUAAGAGUUCACGCUACUAUGUGGCUAAGGUCAGCAAGUAGUGGAAAGGAACCUCUAUUUUGAGUUCGUCAUACUG
Suillus bovinus is the source of this 1286-nucleotide messenger RNA. Its product is annotated as mitochondrial matrix Mmp37-domain-containing protein. Gene Ontology annotation, molecular function: phosphatidate cytidylyltransferase activity. The transcript is spliced from 4 exons. The coding region runs from base 371 to 886 and encodes 171 amino acids. Gene Ontology annotation, cellular component: mitochondrion. The record is from RefSeq and is a predicted model, not a curated record. Lineage: Eukaryota; Fungi; Basidiomycota; Agaricomycetes; Boletales; Suillaceae. Gene Ontology annotation, biological process: cardiolipin biosynthetic process; CDP-diacylglycerol biosynthetic process.